GAAACAAGAGGAACCGAAAAGAGCUAAAAACUCUCCUGGGUAAAUUUAUCACCAGGGUUUAGAGCGGUACAGGAACUGUCACACACACACACACACACACACAGAGUGAGUGUGUGAAAGAGAGACGGCGUGUUUUCUUGUGCUUGUUUUUGCGCUGGCUCGCGCGCGCGUGUCACAGACAUAGAGAGAAAUGAUGGAGUUUAAAUAACCGAGAUAAAGUUGAUCUGAGGAGCAGUGAGGUCUCCGUGAGUGUGUGUGAGUGAGUGUGUGUGUGUGUGUGUGUGUGUGUGUGUGUUCUGGAGGAGUGACACGGCCCUAGGAUGAGUGAACGCACUCCGCUGCUGCACUACCGGCUCUCUGCGAGCGGGCACGAGCACACCGGAGAGCCACGAGCGCGCGAGGAUGCCGCGGGGCGCGUGGCGGAGAGGCGGAGGUCCGGUCACGGCCAGGCGCACAAACUCUCCACCUUCUUCGGGGUGGUGAUCCCAACCCUGCUCUCCAUGUUCAGCGUGGUGGUGUUCCUGCGCAUCGGCUUUGUGGUGGGUCAGUGUGGACUGUACCAGGCCAUGGUCAUGUUCGUGGUGGCGUAUUUCAUCAUCAGUAUGACCGUGCUCUCCAUCUGCGCCAUCUCCACCAAUGGAGCCCUGGACGCCGGGGGAGCUUACUAUAUGAUAAGUCGGGCUCUAGGACCGGAGUUUGGUGGCAGCAUCGGGAUCAUGUUUUUCUUCGCCAAUGUGUGCGGCAGCGCCCUGUACGUGCUCGGGCUGGUGGAAGCCAUUCUCUCAACCUUCGGGCAACCAGAGGAAGACUUAGGCCACACCCCCCAGUACGCGGUGAUGCCUGUUGGUUAUUGGUGGUCUCUGCUCUACGCCAGCCUUAUUCUGCUGCUGUGUGUGUUGGUGUGUUUGAUCGGCGCUCGUAUCUAUGCCAAGGCCACGUUCCUCAUCUUUAUGGUGGUGAUGGUGGUGCUCUUCACCAUCUUCAUCAGCUUCUUUGCCGUCAGACCUCGCAGCGUCCUGCUGCCGAGCAUGCUGGGAAACUCCAGCUCCGUACCCACCACCGCCAACUUCACUGGCUUCAAACUUGACACGCUGCUCGGGAACCUCAAAGCGAAUUACACAGUGGACUACACUACAGGAAUGACGAUGACGUUUGCCACUGUUUUUGCGGUCAUGUUCAAUGGAUGUACUGGAAUUAUGGCCGGAUCCAACAUGUCAGGUGACCUAAGGAACCCGAGUUACUCGAUCCCUCGUGGAACGAUCACUGCCGUCAUCUUCACUUUCAUCACCUACAACUUGCUCAGCUUACUGGUGGCCUGCACCUGUGACAGAGUUCUGUUACAGAGGGACUACAGUUUCCUGCAGGACAUUAAUCUGUGGCGUCCACUCGUCUCCAUCGGCGUGUACUCCUCCACUCUCUCAGCCGCCAUGAGCAACCUGAUCGGCGCCUCACGCAUUCUGUUCGCACUCGCCAAGGACGACCUGUUCGGUAAAGUCCUGUCUCCUGCUAGCAAAACCUCUGGCAGCGGGAACCCCUGGGUCUCGGUUCUCAUCUCCUGGUUCCUCGUGCAGCUGGUGUUGUUUUCCGGGAAGCUGAACACCAUCGCGAGCAUCGUCACCAUCUUCUUCCUGUUGGUCUACGCCGCCGUGGAUCUGGCCUGCCUCGCUCUGGAGUGGGCCUCCGCACCCAACUUCAGGCCUACAUUCCGUUACUUCACGUGGCACACGUGUGUGCUGGGCAUCCUCGGCUGUGGAGUGAUGAUGUUUCUGAUUAACGCCAUCUACGCCUCGGCCAGCAUCGCCUUCAUGCUGCUCCUGCUGCUGCUCAUCCACUACCUGAGUCCCACUAGCAGCUGGGGCUACAUUAGCCAGGCGCUAAUCUUCCACCAGGUGCGUAAGUACCUGUUGAUGUUGGACGUGCGUAAGGAUCAUGUGAAGUUCUGGAGGCCUCAGGUGCUGCUGAUGGUGGCUAACCCUCGCGCUAACAUCGGCCUCAUCACCUUCAUUAACGACAUUAAGAAGAGCGGCCUUUAUGUCCUCGGACACGUCCAGAUCGGAGACCUGGCCCUCCUUCCCUCCGACCCUCUGCAGUGUCAGUACGACUCCUGGCUCUCCCUGGUGGAUCACCUGAACAUCAAAGCCUUCGUUAACCUGACGCUAGCCAACUCUGUACGACGCGGGGUGCAGCACCUGCUCUUCAUAUCCGGACUCGGUGGGAUGAGACCGAACACGCUGGUCCUAGGUUUCUAUGACGACCUUCCUCCACAGGACCAGCUCCAAGACCGCUCGUUCCACUCGAGCAGAUCCGUAGAUAACCCCGUGUUUUCCGAAGACCCGGAAGAUCCGGUUUUUCAUUUCCCUCCUCUGCGGGGGAGCAUGGACGGAGCCUGGCAGGGGAAAUCCAUCGGGCCUCAAGAGUACGUCAGCGUGAUCGCAGAUGCCGUGAAGAUGCUAAAGAACGUGGCGCUGGCGAGGUACUUCUGCCAGUUCGACCGUACUCGGGCUCGUCCGAAGGGGACCGGCGUGUUCGUGGACGUCUGGCCCGUCAACCUGCUCCGACCCGACAGCUGCUCUUACGUCGACACCUGCUCGCUCUUCCUUCUCCAGCUGGCCUGCAUCCUCAGCAUGACCAGGGCGUGGUGCAAGGCCAGGCUCCGCCUCUUCUUGUGUGUGGAGACCGGGCGGAGCCUGAAGGAGGCGGAGCGUAAACUGGGCCAGCUGCUGAAAGAGCUCCGGAUGAAGGCAGACAUCUUCACGGUGCCGUGGGACGAUCAGGUGGCACUGCACUGGCAGAGACGGGGCAGCUCGAAAAAAAGGAAGAACAACGGAGGAGAGACUGAGGAAGAGGCGGAGCUACAAGAGGUUUUGGAGGAGGAGGAGCCAGAGGACGAGGACUAUGCUAACGGUUACCACAGCAACACUUCCCGCCUGACGGACGACUACUUGCUCGCUGUUAAUCGGCUGAUCAGCGACCAGCCUUGCCCCGCCCCCGCCCUGCGCUUCCUGUAUUUGCCCCGCCCACCCGCUGACACGCGCAGGUACUGCGACUACCUGCAUCAGCUGGAGCUGCUGAGCCGUGACCUCGGUCCCACGCUGCUUAUCCACGGGGUCACGCCUGUCAUCACCACUGACCUUUGACCUGUGACCUUUACAAAGGCGAACAUGUACAGAGAUCAGACUCGCAACACUUCACUGGAACAACAAAAAGGAAGGAAAAAAAAAACAGCCACUUCCACCUUUUCUCUUUUAAAUCUUUUUCAAUUUAAUUUCUUUAUUUUUUGCUUUAUCUUUAUUUAUUUACCUUUUUCUUACUUCAUUUGUCUUCUCUUAUCUAUUUUUUUCCUUUGUCCUCUAUUUUUAUUUUUUGUUCCCUUUUUCUCAUGUCUCUUUUUACUUUCUCCUUCUUCCCUUUUUUUCUUCCUGUUCCUCACUCAAAGAUUGAGUCAAUGUGUGUAAAUAUUAACAGGGAAUCUCUCUGUCUCUCUCCCUGUCUCUCUCUAUCUGUCUCACUGUCUCUCUUCAGGAAUCAGUCUGGACCUAGGUGUUACUCAGAAAAUUCACUGGUCAUCUGAUGAUGUAAACAAUAAUAUAAAUGUGCUGCAGGUGCACGAGUAUACAUUCAUACACACGCACAUGAUCUUCCUGUCCCUCAGUCAGCUGGGCGUUACGCGUCUCCGCUGUGUCUCACUAAGAGACGUCGAUAUAAACUCCCUGUUAUAUCUUAGAAUAACUCCAUUUUUAUGAAAUGAUAGAAACAUUGUUUUAUACACACACACGCACACACACACACACGGUGCUAUGUCAUCAAGACAAUCUUUCUAUGUCUACAGUAAUCAGAGCUCAGGAUCAACACUAAGAGAAAAAAAAUACAGUAAUUAUUUAUUUAUUUUGUCCCUCACCUUGUCCCUUAUUAUACAGCAGCUUAAACAUUAAAUUGUAAUUAAAAAAUUGUAAAUAAGGAUUGUGAAUUCGUUUACAAACAAUAGAACAAUAAGAAAACUUGAGUGAUUAAGUCUAAUUAAAGGUAGAUCUCCUUUACAGAUGUGUAGUCAUGUGACUGUUCGGCAGCAGAUGUUUAUGAAUCUCUCCCUCCCGAGCUGGACUAAAAGUCUGAUCGGUUUCUGAGACUCGGGUCUUUACUCAGCUGCUCAGACAUGUUCAGUAAAAUGUUAAUGAUGUUUUUAAAGAGGUCAUGAAAUCAUGAUGAGUGUUUGGGUGUGUGACAUGAGGUUCAGACACACUUUACACACAUACAGACACACACACACAUGCAUACACAGGCUGCUCUUUUCUUACAUGAAUAAAAAGUAUUUAUUAAUAAUUAAUAAAUGAGUAAUAGCGGUAAUGAAUUCAGAUGAUUUUCUGUUUAUUAUGAGGUCGUUGUCCCGGGGCGGGUGGCGGUUCUGUCCUGGAGGUGUCGUGGUUCUCUCUGGCGGACGUGUGGACGUGGUUCCAGGUUCCGUGCUCCGCUUGUAAAAGACGCAGAGACGCUUAUCAGACACUUGCUGUUGUUUCUUUAAUGAACAUUACAGCCGGUGUUCAGCGGCUCGUGUCGCUCCGCGCCUCUGAAAGCUCGAGCCGAAGCGCCGCGAUGUUCAUUUUGUGCUCCAGAGACUCGGAACGACGCGGCGAGACUCUCUGCUCAUCUCUCCUGGUUAAAGUCUCACACCGACACGGGAGGAUGAAAUAACAAACGCUUCCGCGUGCCUUUGUGAUCUCGCAUGAACGCAGAGUGAUUUCUAUCGACCGGGAGCAGGGCUCGUGAUUAGUCUGGGAGACGUGAUAGAACGGCGCGAGGCUGAAGGCGUGAGCGUCUCCACCGCAGUAUUUAAAUGAGUCUCUCGGUGCGUUUUGUUUUCACGGUGUUUGUUAAAGAAGAUUAAAACACUUUGGAGAUUUAACGAGUCAUUUCACCUGCUGAUUUAUUGAUGGAGUUGAUCAUCUGAGCGUCGGGCUCGAGCUCGCCGACUGAACCUGAGCUCCUGGUGCCUUGAACAUCAACCUGAAUCUCACUUCACCUUAAAGUUCAGUUUAUUAACAUCAUGUAUCUGAAAUCAUCAUCACCAGCAGCACUACCACCCCCACCCUGACACACACACACACACACUGGAGGAACUGAUAAACAGAUUAAAUUUACUUCUAUAACUCACAUUUCUUAAUUCUAGAUUAUUUAAUUAUUUUCUUUCUUUAUAUUUUG
Messenger RNA from Clarias gariepinus (North African catfish), 5196 nucleotides. RefSeq lists its product as uncharacterized. The transcript is spliced from 13 exons. Bases 321 to 3137 code for a protein of 938 amino acids. Gene Ontology annotation, molecular function: potassium:chloride symporter activity. Gene Ontology annotation, cellular component: membrane. Lineage: Eukaryota; Metazoa; Chordata; Actinopteri; Siluriformes; Clariidae. The record is from RefSeq and is a predicted model, not a curated record. Gene Ontology annotation, biological process: potassium ion import across plasma membrane; cell volume homeostasis; potassium ion homeostasis.